GCAAGAGGUAAGCCAGUUCUGUGGCGGCAAGCAUUUCUUUUAGGUUAUUCCAGACCUUCGCAUUUUUAAAUUUAGUGAAUGAUAAUAUUCAAAAUCAGAAGAAAUAAAAAUGGAUAUCUUCCCAAGAGGCGGUAGAAAGAUUCAUACAAUAAAACGAAAGGCAAAAAAUGACACGCUUUUUGGAAAUGUGCCGAAAAAAGAAAAGAAAGAAAAAGUCGACAAAAAUACCAUACAAAUUUCUGAGGAAAACCAAGUAACACAUAUUAAAAUGCUUUCGAGACAAACAAUUUUGGAAGGCAUGUCGUUAUUAGCAUGCAUCAAAAAAAUUACUGAAAAUGCUUUAGAAGUAGAGUUACCUGGAUUAAUCACUGGAAAAGUAAUGAUUGAUUCAAUAUCUGACACACUUGUUAAAACAUUGAAAAAGGCAUUAUCUAAUGGCUCAAAAAUAACUUCAGUAUGCGAUGUAUUGAAAACUUUUUUUCAUUGUGGGCAAUUUGUUCCUUUGAAAAUUAAAACAAUUCAAACUAAAGAUGAAAACUGUGUCAUUCUUGGAAGUAUAUCUCCUAAAGAUGUGAACAGUGAUAGACUUCAUAAUUCUUUCAAGAAGGGGGAAUUAAUUUGGGCUACAGUUAUAUCAGAACUUGACCAUGGAUAUCAACUAGAAUGUGGUGUUACAAAUUGCAGAAUAUUUCUUCCAAAUCAGCAUUUAGAAGAAGGUGCAAAACUAGAAAUUGGACAACCAAUCUGGUGCAAAGUGCAUCGAGUCGAUACUGAUAAUGCUGCUUCUAUUCUAAGAGUGGGAACUAAGAGGCAACAUAUUGAUUCAAUUCUUACUGAUGAUACUAUUCCAUUGAGUUCGAUCUUACCUGGAACAAAGGUGGAGGUAUAUGUUGAAAAGGUGGUCAAAAAUGGAAUACACUGUAAAUUCUUGGAGAACUAUACUGGUUUCAUUCAUGAAUCACAAUUAGAUCCAGUAAUGCGAAACUUAAAUACCAUUAAGGAAUCUACAGUGAUGUGUGCAUAUCUUCUAUAUGUGGAAAACAUUUCUAAAAUCGCCCAUUUGAGUAUGAGAAGCUUGGCUUCAAUCUAUGAAUUGGUAUUUGAAAGAGGCAGUAAAGUAUCUGCAGAGGUUAUAGGAAGAAAUGAAGUUGGUGUUUAUUUCAAACUCAAUAAAAAGGAAAAAGGUUGGGUAUCUAACAAACGUAUUUUGAGCACUUCGAGAACCAAUUCUAAUAGUGACAAUUUCAUAAAAGAUAAAUUUCCUAAAGGCAGCAAACACCAGUGUGUUGUUUUGGGCUAUAAUCAUAUGGACCGUGUGUACAUAUGUGGUAUAGAAAAAGACCUUCUAAAGGAAAAAUAUUUUUCCUCCAAGGAUUUGAAGGUGGGUGAUCUGGUUGAAGGAACAAUACAAGAGAUUAAGAAAAAUGGCAUUAUUCUGUCUGUUGGUCGAGUAAAGGGUUUCAUCCCAAAUAUUCAUUUGACAGAUGUUUUAUAUUCUGAAUAUUUGAAGAAAAAAUUUGUGGUUGGUAAAAAGAUGCAAGCAAGAGUUUACUCAUCAAACGAGAAGAGUGUUAUUUUCACAUCAAAGCCAUCUUUCCUUAAAGAAGAUAAAUUUUUCCAUGAUUUGAAAACAGUCCAAUUGAAUCAAAUAUAUCCAGCCCUUGUAUUGAAAGCUAAAGCCCAUGGAUUGGUUUUAUCUUUUUUUAAUAAUAUUGAAGGAUAUGUUCCUUUCAAAGAGUACAACUUUCAAAUAACACAAGAAUAUAGGGACAAUCCUUCUGCUUUCUUCUACUCUGGGCAAGUGAUUAAAGCACGAGUUAUAGCGGUGAAAACCGAUAAAAUAGUAGCAUCCCUUAAAUUAGAAGGCAGUUCCACUAUAGCUGAUGAAAUAGGAAAAACUGUAAAAGGCAUUGUUACAAACAAAUUGGACAAUGGGCUGACAGUCUUUAUUAGUAAGUUGAAUACAGAGGGCUUUGUUCCAGUGGAACAUUUGAGCAUUGAUUCAACACUUUGCCGUGCAAUGUUAGAUUCAAUUAAAGAAAAUGAUAAGAUUUCUGACCUUAUGGUAAUAAAAGCUAAUGAGACUGGAAUCGUUUUAUCAAGAAGAGAAGCUAUAGCUUAUGAAAGAUGCGAUUUUAAGGUUCCAAAAUUCCAAAAUAUUAAGAAAAACACAAUUCUUAGAUGUUCAGUUGAAUCAGUUGAGGAAAAUGGUAUAUUUGUAUCUUCACCUAUAAAAAAUUUCAAAAAGAAUAUCUUUGUUCCAAAUAAGUACAUUACCCGAGAAAAAACAAUUCCAAGAUUUGAAAUUCAGCAGGGUGUUUUGGCCAGGGUGAUCCAGAUUGAUCGAACAAAUGAAACUAUUCAACUUAGUUUGAAACGCGAAAAUGUUUUCGAUAAAAAUAUUCAAAAUUCAACAAGUUUAUUCAUUGAAUAUUUGGCAGAUGAAGAAUACUUGAGAAAAUAUGGAUCACAAAAUGGUUGGCCCAUAAAUGAAUAUAAUUUGUGUGAACGAGUACUGUGUACUGUAAUGCAAUCUACUGAUAAGGGAUGUCUAGUAGAGUUACCAAAUGGCUGUAAGGGAUUGGUUGUUCCAUCUUUGUCGAUGCAUGUGAAGAAAGGUGAAAAAGUUGAAGGGAUGGUUUUGGGCUACAAUUAUCAAAUGGAUUAUGUCGAAAUUUGUUUGAACCAAACCAUCAUGAAAAUGAUAAAUUCAAAGCAGGAUGGAGUUAUACCAGAAAGUGAACCAUAUUUCACAGUGAAUAAACUACUCACCAGAGAGCAAUACAUUCUGGCUGUCACUCGUAAAUCUGCUAAUAGGCAGUUGGUGUAUUUACCAUUGAGGUUAUGUGAAAACGAUUCUGAUACCAACCUUAAAAAAUAUUAUGAAACUGAUUCAUUCAAAGUAGAUAUAUGCGGGAGAUAUGGGGAAAAAUUGAUAGGUUUCCAUCGAAAAUUGAAAUUUUCCUUGGAUUACUCAUUUAUAUUGAAAAAUACCAAUUGGUCUGAAUUAGACUCCUCACUUAUCAGUGAUGAAAUCAGUUCUGUCAAUGAACCUAUGGAAGGAAAUGAACUAACCUGUGAAGAUGUUGUGGAAAGUAAUGAUUAUGAUGAUACAAUGGAAAAAAAUGAUGAUGAAUCAAUUUCUGAGGAAGAUGAUGAUGUUGAAAUGGAAGAUUUGAGUGAUACAAAUAAAGAUUCUGGAGUAUAUUCUAAUUCGCUGAAUGGAAAAUCGACUAAUGAAAGUGAAGAAGAGUCUGAAGCAGAUGAAUUGAACAAUGAAGAGGCAGGAAAUGUUGAAAAUGAAAAGAAUAAGGUCCGAUUCGUUGGGGAAGAACUGCGACAGUAUAAAGAGCAGGACCAAAUAAAUUGUCCUCUCAGUGUAUUAUCGUCUAUUUCAAAUUUCUUCUCUACCGAGACAAAAAAAAUCAAUGAGGCUGAGUCAUCUUCAGAUGAUGAAGAAGAAGGAGAAGAGGAAAAUCUUAGUAAGAAGAAGUUAUCUGGAAGAAAAACAAAACAAAAUAAAUUAGAGCAAAAUAAAAAUGUAGACACAAUUAUGGACCCAACACAAGAAGUUGAAAGUAGUGAGCAGUAUGAAAAACUGUUGAUGAACAAUCCAAAUUCAUCUACGCUGUGGUUAAAAUACAUAGCUUUCUGCUUAUCGGUACAAGAAUUUGAAAAAGCUAGGAGCAUUGGAAGAAGAGCCUUAGCAUCUAUAAAUAUGACCUGUGAAGAUGAUAAAUUCAAUAUUUGGAUGACAUUAUUGAGUAUAGAAAAUUUAUAUGGAACAAAGGAAUCCUUCGAAAAUGUGUUGGAGGAGGCUGUUAAACAGAAUGAUGCUUUCAAGGUCUACAAGAGAGUUACAGAACUUCUUCUCAAAAGUGGUAAACAUGUUGAAUUAGAGGAGAAAAUAAGAAAAAUGAAAACGAAAUUCAAAAAUGAACCUUCGAUGUGGGUUCACAUUGCUGAGAUAUAUUAUCUUAUGGGAAAUUUCAAAGAAGCUAGAAAUAUAAAGAAUUUAUGCCUUAAGUCAAUUACUAUCAAGAAAGAACAGUACAACCUUAUAUUGAAAUUUGCAAUAAUGGAAUUCACCCAUGGGGAGAUUGAAACUGGUAUACUUAUAAUGGAAAGUGUACUCCUAACUUAUCAUAAUAAAAUAGGAGCUUGGUUGGUUUAUAUUGACCAACUAAUUAGUAAAAACCUAUACAAAGAGGCAAGGGAUGUUCUAAACAGGGCCAUUUCUCUUUCCCUUCCUCUAAAAUCAACCAAAGUUAUAUACCAUAAAUAUAGAACAUUUGAAGAAAAAUAUGGAACACCAGAAACACUUGCUGCCUUCAAAGAAAAGGCAAAACGUAUUUUACAAGAAAAGAUACAAGUUGUGUCCUGAUGAGAUUAAUAUUUAAGAUAUAUGUAAAUAUGUGAUACUUUCGUUAUUGUAGAUGUUGCGUUUUAUAUAAAUAAAUACUUAAAUAUUAUCGAA
This is a messenger RNA of Coccinella septempunctata (seven-spotted ladybird), 4477 nucleotides long. Its product is annotated as protein RRP5 homolog. NCBI's taxonomy places the organism in Eukaryota, Metazoa, Arthropoda, Insecta, Coleoptera, Coccinellidae. Gene Ontology annotation, molecular function: protein binding; RNA binding. Gene Ontology annotation, cellular component: nucleus; small-subunit processome; nucleolus. Gene Ontology annotation, biological process: rRNA processing. The coding region runs from base 110 to 4384 and encodes 1424 amino acids. The transcript is spliced from 21 exons. The record is from RefSeq and is a predicted model, not a curated record.